This is a messenger RNA of Amyelois transitella, 1015 nucleotides long. RefSeq lists its product as uncharacterized. The record is from RefSeq and is a predicted model, not a curated record. The transcript has 2 exons. Lineage: Eukaryota; Metazoa; Arthropoda; Insecta; Lepidoptera; Pyralidae. Bases 684 to 986 code for a protein of 100 amino acids.
UAUUUUCUAAUAAUCAUCACACCUCCGUAACCAUACCAAGCAAAGGGGUAGGCAGUUAAGUCCAGUAACUGCCUGCCUACAUCUUUCCACGAUCCCUGCAACGGCACCUAAUCCAUAUUCAGCUUGUCGGUUUAGGGUACUCUUGACCUGACCAGAAUAUUUCUGAUUUGAUCCAGCAAGUUCUUGUAGGCUUUCCACUUUCAACGGUCGCAUUUACAAUCACUUUUGUAGAAUCAUAUAACUUAAAAAAAUAUGACUGAUGAUAAUUUAUAUUUAUAUGUGAAAUAAAUGACAUUAUCAUUACAGCAUACAAACGCGUCUAACAUCGAGACGCGAAAACCUUGAGAGGAUACGUACAUUAUUUGCUUGUUGUUACUUCGCCUCUUCAUUAUACAACAUCGGCGCGCACGCCGGUUAGUUUCCCGCGGAUAUUAAGGAUCUUAGCAUCAUUACCGAUUUUGUGGCACCUUAAGUCUUAUUCGCGAGUCGAUUCUAAUUUGAUAUAUGAGAUAAAAUUUUAUUAGAUCCGUAGUUUAGUGAGCUACUGCUUUAUCAGAGGCCACCAAUAAGUGACAUUUGCUGGUACUGGACACAGCGGACAGAAAAAGAGGAACUUUGUGGAGGCGACACUCAGUAUAACUUCAAGAUACCCCCAUUUAGUCAGCCUGUAAUAUAUCUCAAGCAUGUUAUUAUGGAGAUUGGUUUCAUUGCUUGCUGCAAUGAUAGCUGUGGAUUCAUUGAGGGUGUAUUCAAGUUUCUGGGCGCCCCUGUUUGACCCGCGAAUACUGAACUACAGAGUGGACGCCCCGUUUUCGCCAGACGCGGGGAAAAAUGCAAGAAUGGCUUAUGAACAAAAAUAUGGUGCUAGAGGAGUGAAUUUGAUUGCUGAUUUAGGGAAUGGAAAAGGCCCUGGUGGAUAUAAAGAGAACAAGAAUCAUGAAGCAGUCCAUUUUUAUUACACAUACCCUGGAGCAAGGGAAGAGUAAUGUUCUAUCAAUGAUUUAACAAUAUGAAU